CAGCGCCAUCUCGUUUGCACUGGCUUCAUUGGCGUAGCUUUUGCCUAAAACCUUGAAAGAAUAUUGCGGAUGUUUCGGAAGAUCUGUGGGUGGUUGUGGUUAGUGUGAUUGGCAUUUGAUUUGGUAUUUGGCAAUUUUGGCAGCUUCAGGCUUGGCAAUUCAAAUUCAAACAGAACAAAUAUAUGGUUCAUGUAUGAUCAGUUAAUGUUCGUGUCCUCUGAAAAUUGAAAUAGGAAUAUAUGUUGUUUGUGUACAUAUUUCUUAUUAGUGAAGUGGGUUGUUUGAAUCUUAUUUCUAGAGACUUGAAUCGGAUAUUAGUGUUAUUGGACCUUUAAUUUAAUUUUCGCCUGAAAAUGAGCAAAACAGACCCUGAUAGUGAUGAUUUGGACAUCAGCAUGACUGCUCAAGAACUGCAUAUCUUGUCUGAACUCGACAGUCGACAAUACGGGUACCUCCAAUUAAACGAACCAGAAAAUGCCAAGAAAAAAGCUCUGGUUCAGAAGGCCAUCAAAUAUCUACAAUUAAUGGUAGUUCAAGCCCGUAAACAGCAAAAGGAACAAAAUGAAAAUGAACCACAUAAUUUUCAAAUCAAACAAAUCAGCAUUGAUCCAAAAACUUGGGUCAAACUGGGUCAUUUUCAUUUGCUGCUUGAGGAAUAUCGCAAAGCUUUAUCAGCCUAUCAAAUGUUUUACAGAACUCAGGCUGAUAAUCAUUGGCAAAACAUUUCAUUCUUAUAUGGUUUGGGUUUGGUCUAUUUCCACUUCAAAGCCUAUCAAUGACUGGCAGUGCUCGUUGUUUUGACUGUACAAUAUUUUGUUGCUGAAGAGCCAUCAUGUUGGUUUGUCUAGGCAGAUCCACGUUGAGAGUUUGGCAAUAGAAACACUCGGGUGGUAUAUGAAUACAUAUAAAUAGAAAAAUGAUCGUCUUAUACAAGGCGGUGCAGAGGAAGGCCUGGCAUGUUUUCUGAAUGGAUGCACAAGAGCGGUUGGAGAUGUGUGACCGCGAAGCAAGGUGACACUUGAUUGACAUUAUUUUCCAUCAUUAAUUUAAAAGUGCACUAUUAUUAUUUCAUUUAGCUGUAAUUAAAACAAAAUUAUCUUGAAAAUAAAAAAGAGUUUCUUUUGUUUUAAAUAUAUUAUUCAUAUAAAUGGUAGGUACCGAGUUUUAUUUUGUUGUUGGGCCGAAGUCGAAAUUAACUUUCAAUAUUCACGAUAUUAUUCAUUUAUUCAACUAUUACGGUACCCUCCUUUAUUGAGACAGCUACCAUCAGAGCCAUCACAUAACGGCUUGUUGCUAGGUGCAAUUCGGAAAAGUGGGUGAUAAUGGGCUCUUUCACUAAAAUUUAAGUAUUAAAUCCCAAAGGAGGGACUAUUUUAGGCAUAUAUACAAAAAAAAAUGUUCUACAAGAUUAAAUAAGUUUUUUAGAGGCACCUUAAACUGGCCAAAUUCAAAAUGAUUUAAAACGCGCCAACUGAUGACGUCACAUGAAUAAUUUUCAUUUGGCCCAUGUAGCUGCAUGCGGCUCGGCUGUGUGUGUAGUCAAAGCAGGUAAAGGUUCGAAUGCGCUGUUGUCGGUUGUGACUAAAUGUAGUGCGACAUAGAAAAAAAUAAAAUAAAACUAAACAUAAAAAAUGUAUUCAAAUUGUGUUUAAGCAUAAUUUCCGAAAAAAUUGCAUAAAGUCUU
This is a messenger RNA of Ceutorhynchus assimilis (cabbage seed weevil), 1684 nucleotides long. Lineage: Eukaryota; Metazoa; Arthropoda; Insecta; Coleoptera; Curculionidae. The record is from the annotation of a GenBank genome assembly.